Messenger RNA from Fraxinus pennsylvanica, 1110 nucleotides. The record is from the annotation of a GenBank genome assembly. Lineage: Eukaryota; Viridiplantae; Streptophyta; Magnoliopsida; Lamiales; Oleaceae.
AUGUCUGAAAAUCCAUCAAGAGUUGGGCCAUCUAGUGCUCUUGCCCCGUCGAAAAUUGUGACCAAACAUCACGGCACCGAUAUACUAAAAAAAUCUCAGCGCAAGAAAAGAUUUCUCUUCUCGUUUCCGGGCCUUCUUGGUCCGAUUUCCGGUGGGAAAAUCGGCGAGCUUAAAGACCUUGGCACGCGAAACCCUAUUCUGUAUCUUGAUUUCCCCCAGGGUCAAUUGAAGCUUUUUGGGACCAUUAUCUAUCCGAAAAAUAGGUAUUUGACUCUGCAGUUUUCCAGAGGUGGGAAGAGUGUGAUGUGUGAGGAUUACUUCGACAAUAUGAUAGUAUUUUCUGAUGCGUGGUGGAUUGGAAAGAAAGAUGAGAAUCCAGAAGAAUUACGUCUGGAAUUUCCGAAGGAUCUGAAUUUGGAACAACAUGCAGAGUAUGAUUUCAAGGGUGGUGCAGGUGCACCUUGUGAUGGAAGACGAGGUUUUAUAAAAUCUGCAAUGAAAUGUGUGAAACAAGAUUCGCCAAAAGAUUCACUGGAGGAUGAUUUAACUGAUAGUCAAAAUAAUGGAAAAGAAUCAAUUGAAGUAACUCCUACUCGGCAUUCAGCUAGGACUGCAGGGAAAACUUUCAAGUUUGCAGAAGCAUCUUCUGGGGAUGAUUUUAUUGGAACGGAUGCUGAAACCUUUGAAGAAGAGGAUGAGGAAGUCGGCGUCGUACAGAAAACAGGAAUAAAAACUGAACGUAGAUGCCCUGUAGUCUUCGACAUUGACAAUGUGGAUGCCACAGAGCCCAUUCCAGCUUCAGAUCACGUUAAACGAACUGUCAAAUCUAAAGAUCUCUCUCACAACACUCACGUUUCUCUUGUUCAAACAACUGUAUCUACAUUGUUUAAGAAGGUGGAGGAGAAGAAGGCAAAUAAGGAUGUGAAACAGAAGAAGGAUAAUGUCAAGGUUUCCAAGUUCUUGAAACGGGGGAAGAAAAUUGAGGAAAGAGAUGCUGGUGCAGAAACUAUGACAUUGAAGAAACAACCUGAGGUCGAAGAUGAUGACAUUGAAGAGUUCUCUAGCCCAUCUCAGGAUAUGUAUGCAAGUGAUGAAGAUUGGACUGCUUGA